UGCGCCGCCCAUCUGGGCCAUUAUUUUGUCCUCCUGAAGCUUCAAAUGAACAACAGGCCAAACGUUCCUCGAAAUGAAUUAAAUAUUGAUACACGGAAGGAGUAUAUUUUUUCUUCUUGGCCAUCGCCGGCGACAUAAAUGGAGCCUCUCGGUGAAUAGCUCGUUGUCUCGCCGGACUUGUCGGUCCUCCGUUGGACUUGGAGGCCGAAAACAGUGCGCGGAGUGACAGCCCCGUUAAAGCCAGCAGAUUGGGUGUUUAUUUAGCUGGCUAGCGACCUAGCUAGCUUCCUAGACAGCUAAGAGGGGAAGAAAAACCCGAAAGCACUAUUUUGUAACUUCGGGAAGUGAGUGCUGUGGCUUUCCCUGUCGUGUCCAGCCUGCAGCGGGAAUGGCACACCUUCAAAACAUGCAGAACCAGAAUACCCGGUUGGACCCCGAGGAGUAUUUCACCAAGCAGGAGCGGAUCGGGAAGGGGUCCUUUGGCGAGGUAUACAAAGGCAUCAACAACCGCACAAAGGAGGUUGUGGCGAUCAAAAUAAUCGACCUGGAGGAGGCGGAGGAUGAGAUUGAAGACAUUCAACAGGAGAUCACAGUGCUGAGCCAGUGUGAUAGCCCUUUUGUAACAAAGUAUUUUGGAUCGUACUUGAAGGGGACCAAGCUGUGGAUUAUCAUGGAGUAUUUAGGUGGAGGAUCUGCUCUGGAUCUGCUCCGUCCAGGGCCUCUUGAAGAGACUUACAUUGCUACUAUACUGAGGGAAAUACUGAAGGGGCUGGAGUAUUUGCACUCUGAGAGGAAGAUUCACAGAGAUAUUAAAGCUGCCAAUGUGCUCUUAUCAGAGCAGGGAGACGUGAAGCUUGCAGAUUUUGGGGUGGCGGGACAGCUCACAGAUACCCAGAUCAAGAGAAACACGUUUGUAGGCACACCUUUCUGGAUGGCUCCAGAGGUUAUCAAACAGUCAGCCUAUGACUUUAAGGCUGAUAUUUGGUCCCUGGGAAUCACCGCCAUUGAGUUGGCCAAAGGGGAACCUCCGAACUCUGACCUCCACCCCAUGAGGGUCCUUUUCCUCAUCCCGAAAAACACUCCACCCACACUCGAGGGACCUUACAGCAAACCUUUUAAAGAGUUUGUGGAGGCUUGUUUAAAUAAAGACCCUCGUUUUAGGCCAACAGCCAAAGAGCUCCUGAAACACAAGUUCAUCACACGUUACACCAAGAAGACGGCAUAUCUGACAGAGCUAAUUGAUCGCUACAGACGCUGGAAGUCUGAGGGGCACGGGGAGGAAUCCAGCUCUGAUGACUCAGAUGUGGAUCCGGAUGUUGAUGUGGACACAUGUCCGAUGUGGACUUUCCCCACAGUCAGACCCACCUCCCUUAACAAGCUACAGAAGGGCUACACACACACAGAUUCAGAACAGUCAGGAGACUCAGUGAAAAGGCAACCCAAGUCACAGUGCCUGUCCGCUUUGGUAACACCAAUUUUCAGAGAGUUGAAGGAGAAGCGGCGGGCGAGCGGCGCAGGUGUAGGAGCCAUUGAGGAGCUGGAAAAUGCCUUUAACCUGGCAGAGGAGUCCUGUCCAGGGAUCUCUGACCGCCUCGUCACCCACAUGAUGGAGAGAGUGUGCAGGUUUUCUUUAAACGGUAACACCACCCAGUCUUCGCGGUGAAACUCAAUCUGGAUGUAACUGACCCUCGUUUUUCUGUCUCCCAGACCCACCCAAGCCCUCAGAUAAGGACCACAGAAGACCCCCAAUAUGCCUCGUAUCUUUGCAUCCUUCCCAGUCCUGUCCCCCAAGAGAUCUUUUAAUUAGUUAUAAUUAAAUAUUUUUACAGUUUUUCUUUAAGAGCGGAGAGUAUUUAAGACAAAAAAGCCAUGACAUUUAGAGCGUUGUGUAUACCUGUUAGACUGAGAAGAAAAAACUAUAAUAAAGUCUAUGGAAACUG
This is a messenger RNA of Cheilinus undulatus (humphead wrasse), 1940 nucleotides long. RefSeq names its product serine/threonine kinase 25b (gene stk25b). Bases 389 to 1663 code for a protein of 424 amino acids. Lineage: Eukaryota; Metazoa; Chordata; Actinopteri; Labriformes; Labridae. Gene Ontology annotation, biological process: protein phosphorylation. The record is from RefSeq and is a predicted model, not a curated record. The transcript is spliced from 11 exons. Gene Ontology annotation, molecular function: ATP binding; protein kinase activity.